This is a messenger RNA of Ictidomys tridecemlineatus (thirteen-lined ground squirrel), 3124 nucleotides long. It is a transcript of the gene Ada2, whose product is annotated as adenosine deaminase 2. The record is from RefSeq and is a predicted model, not a curated record. Lineage: Eukaryota; Metazoa; Chordata; Mammalia; Rodentia; Sciuridae. Gene Ontology annotation, molecular function: adenosine deaminase activity. Gene Ontology annotation, biological process: inosine biosynthetic process; adenosine catabolic process.
GCAGUUUCUCUUCCAGGCCUCCCAGUGCUGGUGGGUGAUUCAUCUGGGUGGCCAGCGCUGCUCGCCCUGGUUUUGGCUGUGGAAAUCUCCUUUGUCAGGUCCAACAUAUUUAUGGAUGAAGCACGAAGUCGGCUAUUAGUGAAAGAGAAGAGAAUGCGAUUUGGGUCAGAGGUGCUGAUGAAUGGCCAAGAGAAGAAGGCCAAUAGGAACCUCAUGGCCAUCAAAAAGAGGGAGAUCAUGGAGGCCAUGGAGACCCACCAGUUUCCGCCCAGUAUGCACUUCUUCAAGGCCAAGCAUCUCAUUGAGGACAGCCGGGUGUUUCAUGUAAUAAAGAAGAUGCCUAAAGGGGCUGCCUUACACCUCCAUGAAUUUGGCAUGGUGAGUAUGGAAUGGCUGGUAAAAAACGUCACCUACAGGCCUCACUGCUAUUUCUGUAUCACCCCAGAGGGGAUUCUGCAGUUCAGAUUUGCUCAGUCAGCUCCCCAAAACCUUAAGGCAAGAGAAUGUUCAAACUGGGUUUUGCUGGAGGAUCACAGAAAAAAGCUAAAGGACACCGUUGAGUUUGAUAAAAGCUUGCUGAGGGCUUUCACUAUGGUGACCAAGAACCCCGAGAAGAUUUAUCCCAAUGAAGAUUCCCUUCGGACAAAGUUUCAAAACAUCUUUCUCUCCAUCUCUGGCCUUGUCUGUCAUGCUCCAGUGUUCAAGGAUUAUAUCUUCCAGGGGCUGAAGGAGUUCCACGCGGAUAAUGUGUUCUUCUUGGAGAUCAGAACCAUGUUAUGGCCGGUAUAUGAACUGAAUGGGGAGAUCCACGACCAGUUGUGGGUAGUGAGGGCUUACCAAGAAGUAGCUGACGAGUUUAAAAGGACUCAUCCUGAAUUUAUGGGAUUCAGACUCAUUUUUUCGGAUUACAGGACCAAAAGCUUGGCUCUCAUUGCACAUUCUGUCCGAACUGCCAUCAGACUUCGAGAAGUAUUCCCUGACAUCAUAGCAGGGUUUAACCUGGUGGGGCGUGAAGACACCGGCUACAGUUUAUAUCACUACAAGGAGGCUCUGAUGAUUCCAGUCACAUAUGGUGUUCAACUACCUUACUUCUUCCACGCUGGGGAGACAGACUGGUAUGGUACUUCCAUAGACAGAAACCUUAUAGAUGCUGUAAUUCUGAAUGCUACCAGAAUUGGACAUGGAUUUGCAUAGACCAAACACCCAGUAGUCAAGGCUUAUACUCAGAACAAGGACAUCCCCCUAGAAGUGUGUCCCAUCUCCAACCAGGUCAUGAAACUCGUGUCUGAUAUGAGAAACCACCCAGCAGCUGCUCUGAUGACCUACGGGCAUCCCAUGGUGAUCAACUCUGAUGACCCAGCUGUCUUUGGUGCUAAAGGCUUGUCCUAUGAUUUCUAUGAGGCCUUCAUGGGCAUCGGGGGGAAGAGGGCUGACCUGAGGACACUCAAAAAGCUGGUGACAAACUCUAUCAAGUAUAGCUCCAUGUCAAAGACACAGAAGGACCUUUUUAUGAAAGUCUGGAAGCUCAAAUGGAAUCAGUUCAUUGAUUAUCUGGCCAGGAGGCCAAGGUGAAGAGAAGACGGCCACUUAUCAUCUCUGCCUCCCUCCACCGGCUUCUUCACCUUCUUUCAAUGAUUCUUGAACCCACUCCAGGAGAGCCUCCCCCUUUAUUUCACAGCAAAACUGAUCUUGUGAAGGUCAUUGCUGGCCUGAUUUUGCUUGAUUAGAAACACUUGACCAGAUGUCCAGAUUCAUAUUUUUCAGAUAUUCUUUUAAUCACAGUGACAUCAGCUCUCUUGUUUUUGUCCUCUCUGCUGGCCAUUGCUCCGGGUUUCCUUUUCCAAAGUCUCUUCUCUAUAUGGUUGGAUUUCAGGACUCAAUCCGGGUCUAUUCUUCUAAUCCUAAUUGUGUGACCUUAAUUCCUGCCUUUCUUUUUUCCCCCCCUCUCCUCCCUCUGAAUUCAUUUCUAGCUAGUCUCAUCUAUUCCUUUGAUUUUUAAAUACCAUGGAUUUGCUGAUAAUUCCAGAAUUCAUCGAUUCACUUGGAAAGCUCACUAGGAUCUCAGAAGCCUAUCAUGUGCCAUGCUGAACUCUCAACCUUCUGGACCCUUUUUGAAUUCUUUCCCUUGUCUUUCUGACCUUGGUAAAUGGUAUUUCCACCUAUUCUCCCCAGUUGCUCAAAGCAGAAAUUUUCAGGGAAAUUCUUGAUCCUGCUCUCUUUCCCACUUCCCACAUCCAAAUGUAUCUCUAAUCCAUCUGUGUCUUUUCUCCGUUAGCUGAGUCCAGCCACUAUUACCCCCUUGCCUGAGGUUUCACAAUAGCCUCCCAAUUGAUCCCCCUUUUGUUACCAGCAGCCUAGCUCAGGGGACCCUGCCUGGAUCCUGGCUGGCUGGUUUCUGCCACUCUCCCACAUAAUAGGCAAAGGUUGGGAAAAAGAAAAGUAAACCUUAUGUAGUUUGAGCAAACUGGGAAGAAGCAGCUAGCUUGCUUUGUGCCAUUAGGUAACGCUUUUCUUCACUUUGUGCUUUCUGAUUCAUUUUUCACAGUUUAAUUUUUUUUAACUGUUAAAAAAUUAAAAUAAAUCAGGAUACUUUGUUGUUUACAACCCAGUGCACCGAGAAUAAAACCCAAAUGUUGCAGCAAGGCACAGAGCAUCCUGUCUAAUCUGGAUCCCUUCCAGCAUCAUCCUACCCAGAAACCCCUAGUACACCAGAAUCAGGCCACACUGGUCCUUUGUUCCCCAAGUGUCCCAAGCUGUACCCCCUGCCAGGGCUUUUUCUUAUUCUCUCUGCUUGGAACAUGCUCUUUCCAUUCUUGUCUAAUUCACUCCUGUUUACCCUUCAAGUUUCAGGCUCAUGUCACUGUCUCAGGAGGUUUUCUCAGUCCCCUCAACUGUUAUUCUGCCUUGAGGUACUUUGCUCUUUUCCAUCACAAUUCCUGCCACCAUUUGUAAUUGCAUAUUUAUUUGUUUACAGUCUCACCUCACCAGGCUGUAAGCUCUAUGUGAGCAGGCACUGAUGACUGUUUCUCACAAGCUACACAUACUCAGAGCAAGCUUAUUUAUGUUUCCAAACCUAGUUAGUAGGUUAGCACUUAAUAAAGGUUGUGUUGAAUGCACAGGGGCA